Molecule: messenger RNA, 4128 nt
Organism: Solea solea (common sole)
Lineage: Eukaryota; Metazoa; Chordata; Actinopteri; Pleuronectiformes; Soleidae
Gene: trpv4
Product: transient receptor potential cation channel, subfamily V, member 4
Exons: 17
Coding region: 166-2769 (867 amino acids)
Biological process (GO): calcium ion import across plasma membrane; actin filament organization; osmosensory signaling pathway
Cellular component (GO): membrane; cilium
Molecular function (GO): protein binding; calcium channel activity
Source: RefSeq, a predicted model, not a curated record
AGACUCAGUUAGUUUGAGCGUUUUCUAAACGAUGGAAAAGACGACACCUUAAAGUGUUUUAAAAGAAAGCAAAGGUCAACUCAUUGUAGCAAGUGUCCACAUGCUUCAGCAUCAUUUCCCUGGAUUCCCUGAAGAGGAAUUUGACACAUCAUUGUGAUAAAAGGGAUGAAUGAGGGUCGUUCUGCUCUCUUCAGGAGGUGCCACCUUGCCUUGUCCAAGGCAGACACCCUCACCUCUGCUCCGGCCAAAGCCGAGCUCUCUGUGGACGCGGGCGAUGGUGGGUCCGCUCAGCUGGAGAGCGAGGCGGCGUUCCCCCUCUCUGAGCUCUCGCACUUGUUUGAGAGUGAGGAUGCCGCCCCGUCGACCCAGGACACGAGUCAGGACUCUGCCCUGGAGGUGGUUCAGCCCGGCCAGGUGGCCGACGGUCGACAGAACCUGCGGAUGAAGUUCCAGGGUGCUUUCAAGAAGGGCAUUUCCAAUCCCAUGGACCUACUGGAGUCCACCAUAUACGAGUCAAACGUGGUUCCAGGCCCCAAGAAAGCACCCAUGGACUCACUCUUUGACUAUGGCACCUAUGGUCACAUGAGCAACCAAAAGAGACGCAGGAAGAAGCUUCCCAGAGGUAAAACGGCGACAUCCGGUGAAGACGAUCAAAGCUCAGAUCCGCCGAAGGUCGUGAAGACAUUCAACCGCUCUGUCCUCUUUGACUGUGUCUCGCGUGGAGACCCGGCGGCGCUCGACGGCCUGCUGGAGUACCUGCAGAGUCACGACAAGAGGCUGACUGACGAGGAGUUCAGAGAACCAUCCACGGGUAAGACGUGUCUGCCUAAAGCCCUGAUGAACCUUUACGGUGGUCGGAACGACACCAUCCCGCUGAUGGUGCACAUCGCGGAGAAGACUGGAAACCUCCGAGAGUUCAUGAAUUCACCAUUCAGGGAUCUCUACUACAGAGGCCAGACGGCGCUCCACAUCGCUAUAGAGCGACGCUGCAAACAGUACGUGGAGCUGCUGGUGGAGAAGGGAGCUGAUGUUCAUGCCCAGGCACGAGGACGCUUCUUCCAGCCUAAAGAUGAAGGAGGCUACUUCUACUUUGGUGAGCUGCCUCUGUCGCUGGCUGCAUGCACGAACCAGCCCGACAUAGUGCACUACCUGACCGAGAAUCCGCACAAGAAAGCUGACCUGCGGCGCCAGGACUCACGUGGAAACACAGUGCUGCACGCUCUGGUGCACAUCGCCGACAACACCAAGGACAACACGCGCUUCCUCACCAAGAUGUACGACGUGCUGCUCAUCAAGAGCGCAAAGCUCUACCCAGAAUGCAGCCUGGAGACGGUGCUCAACAGUGACGGCAUGUCACCGCUCAUGAUGGCGGCCAAACUGGGCAAAAUAGGGGUUUUUCAGCACAUCAUCCGGCGGGAGAUCAAAGAUGAGGAGGUCCGUCACCUGUCACGGAAGUUUAAGGACUGGGCUUAUGGUCCAGUUUACUCAUCUCUCUAUGAUCUGUCUUCACUGGACACAUGUGGAGAGGAACCAUCAGUGCUGGAAAUCCUUGUCUACAACAGUCGAAAUGAGAACCGCCACGAGAUGCUGGCAGUGGAGCCCAUCAAUGAGCUGCUGCGAGCCAAGUGGCAGAAGUUUGCCGCUGUCACCUUUUACAUCAGCGUUGUUUCCUACCUCAUCACCAUGAUCAUCUUCACACUCGUGGCUUAUUACCACCCGACACACGGCACGCCUCCGUACCCCUACAUCUCCUCCUCUGAUUACCUGCGGAUGGCGGGCGAGAUCGUCACCUUGGCGUCAGGAAUCUUCUUUUUCCUCACCAACAUUAAAGACGUUUUCCUGAAGAAGUGUCCUGGGGUGAAGUCUUUAUUUAUUGAUGGAUCCUUUCAGCUGCUGUAUUUCAUCUACUCUGUACUGAUCGUAGUCACAGCUGCUCUCUACCUGUCUGGCAUUAAAGCCUACGUGUCAGUGAUGGUGUUUGCACUUGUGCUGGGCUGGAUGAACACACUUUACUUCACCAGAGGCCUAAAGCUCACUGGCACCUACAGUAUAAUGAUACAGAAGAUUCUUUUCAAAGACCUUUUCAGAUUCCUGCUGGUGUAUGUGCUCUUCAUGAUUGGAUAUGCAUCAGCUCUGGUGUCCCUGCUGAUGGAGUGUCCUCCACCAGGAACCGAGUGUGACGGGGACUGUCCUACCUACCCCAAGUGCAGGGAGCCGGACACUUUUAGCACCUUCCUGCUGGACCUUUUCAAACUCACCAUUGGGAUGGGAGAGCUGGAUAUGAUCCAUGGCGCACAGUAUCCUGCAGUCUUCCUCAUCCUGUUGGUGACUUAUAUUAUCCUGACAUUUGUGCUGCUGCUCAACAUGUUGAUCGCUCUGAUGGGGGAGACGGUGGGACAGGUGUCGAAGGAAAGCAAGAAGAUCUGGAAGCUUCAGUGGGCAACCACCAUCUUGGACAUCGAGCGCUCGUUCCCAGUUUGCCUCCGCAAAUCCUUUCGAGCAGGCGAGAUGGUGACUGUGGGGAAGAACUGGGAUGACACGCCCGACCGACGCUGGUGCUUCAGAGUGGAUGAGGUUAACUGGUGUCACUGGAAUCAAAACCUGGCAAUAAUCAACGAGGAUCCAGGCAAGAGUGAGACCAAUGUGCUGCAGCAGGGUGUUGGAGUCUUGAGGAGAGACCGCUGGUCCACAGUUAUCCCACGGGUGGUGGAGCUGAGUAAGGGGCGCGAGGCUUUGAUAGAGAUGGAGCCCCUGACACGCAGGCGCUAAUGCCUGCAGAGGACAAGUGCUGUCCUUCUUGUUAAGAGGCCGCAGAGAGCCGUCAGCGUCAGUGACAUGACUCUGCUGGAGACAAUUUGGCCGAUCAGUGCACUAAUUUGCACAAAUGUCACAUGCCUUUUUCUCACACGGAUGUAUAAUAAAUUUUACAAUCAAGGGGUGUGAAGGCACAGAGGACUAAGAGCGCGCAGAUAUAACGCUGACACGAUCUGUGCUGUGUGGAGAAACACAACACGUUGAUGACAAAGUGGCAUUAAUGACACGAUGAGCUGUCAUGAAAAUGUAGGCUACUGAAUCUCCACAUAUCAUCACCAUCAUCAUCAUCAGAAGCUGAUCACUCAGGGAUUUCAAAGUCAAAAUAUAUUCCAUUCCAUUUCUAGUUUGAAUAUAAUGAAAAGGUCGAAACACAAACACAGAACUGUUACCCUCUUACACACUCGCUUUAUUUCACUAUCAGUUUUUUUGCAGUUGUGACAAAUAUAGCAUAUGUACUGCAUCACUGCAUCAGCAGUGUGAACAACAGUUGUGAAUAAAGGGCCAUUUAUAGGAUUGUUUUGUUUUUUUUCCCAGAGAAAACAUUGCAAUAAAUCUAGAUUUAUAGAACUGAGCUUUAGUUGCUUGUUUAUAUUUAAGAUUGAGGUCAGUAUAUAAUGUGUGCGUGAAUAUUAAAGCUGAUUUGAAUGCUUUCAGCUUUCCAGGCUCAGUGUAUAGAAACAGAAUCGUUAAUUUGAAAUAUUUUCCUCUUUUGUUUUCUAUGUUCUAUUAGAUAGUUUAAAAAAAAAAGAGUCUCAGGCUUAGACGGUCGGCUCAGGCAGCGGCGCGUUCAUUCGAACGGAAACAAUGCACUGUGCCAAUUUCUGAUGUGUGCAUUAUUACAUGAAUACAAAGACAUUGUUUUGAACAAGAUGGGCAUGAUGAGCAGGUUGUAGUUGUCAAGCAAAUGUGCAAAUAUGAGACAAUAGCCUUGUGUGCUAUGGCUUGUCUUUGAAUUUCCACCGUUAUUGUUCUUUUGCAGCUGGGGUAUUUGCAUAAUCAUCUCUCUGGCCUUGCCAUUAUGUACAUUUGCUGCAAGGUUUUUGUUGCAAUUGGCUCAUUCCCCUAUAGAGCAUCUCCUUUCUUUGUGUCUCUACUGUAUAUGUGUGCAUGUGUUUGUGCUGUUGCGCUACAUGACAGGGAUUGAUUAACAGCAAACAGACCGUUCAGUUUCCUUUUGAUUAACGCGAUACAGAUGAAGGUCACAGGUCGUUGUUCACCAUGUUUACAUUGCUUUUAUAAGAGAACAUGUCCAUGCAUUUUAUAUGGUUACUUGUAUAUUGCCGCACAGAACAAUAAACACUGAAUUCAUUUCUA